AUGCUUCGUUUGAUCAACCCCCUCAAGACCAGCGCCCGCGCCUUCUCCGCCGCUGUCCCUAAACAUGCUUACUCUACCUCUGCCAAGUCUGGUGGCACCAGCAAGCUUAUUACCAUUGGCUUGCCCAUGGGUGUCUCUGCCGCUGCUGCGUACGCCUACUUCGGUGACAAGAUGGGAGGAUCUGCUGCUGCCCCUGAGGUCAAGGCUGCCGCUGUCGUCCCCAAGGAGCCCAUCGCCUCUGCUCUGGACCCCAACGCCUUUGUCGACUUCAAGCUCAAGAGUGUCCACCAGUUGACCCCCAACACCAGCAAGUUCACAUUCGAGUUGAAGGACGGUCAGGCCUUGGGCAUGGAUGUCACCUCGUGCGUCGUCACCAAGUUUGUCAAGGAGGAUGGCAAGCCCGUCAUCCGCCCCUACACCCCUGUCUCCGAUGCCGACCAGACUGGAUCCUUUGACUUUGUCAUCAAGCGUUACGAAGGCGGCCCCAUGUCCUCCCACAUCCACGGCUUGAAGCCCGGUGACACCCUUUCCGUCAAGGGCCCAAUUAGCAAGCAUCCCUUCAAGACGAACCAGUUCGAGAGUGUCAGCUUGAUUGCUGGAGGAUCCGGUAUUACGCCCAUGAUCCAGGUCAUCAGCGGCCUCCUCAAGGACAAGGCUGACAAGACCAAGAUCAACCUCAUCUUUGCCAACGUUACCCCCGAGGACAUCAUCCUCAAGGACGAGCUCGAUGCUUAUGCCAAGGCCAACCCCGACCGCUUCAAGGUCACCUAUGUCAUCGACAAGGCCGUCGAUGGCUGGAAGGGCCCCACCGGAUACGUCAAUGCCGAGUUGAUCAAGAAGCACAUCCCCGAGGUUGCCACCGGCAACACCAAGGUCUUUGUCUGCGGACCCCCUCUGAUGAUGAAGUCGGUCUGCGGUCCCAAGGGUCCCAAUUUUACCCAGGGCGAGGUCGAUGGUGCCUUGAAGGAGCUUGGCCUCGACAGCGACCACGUCUUCAAGUUCUAA
This is a messenger RNA of Linnemannia hyalina, 1005 nucleotides long. NCBI's taxonomy places the organism in Eukaryota, Fungi, Mortierellomycota, Mortierellomycetes, Mortierellales, Mortierellaceae. The record is from the annotation of a GenBank genome assembly.